Molecule: messenger RNA, 991 nt
Organism: Caenorhabditis auriculariae
Lineage: Eukaryota; Metazoa; Nematoda; Chromadorea; Rhabditida; Rhabditidae
Source: the annotation of a GenBank genome assembly
AUGGGCUCAGUCGACUUUUGGGCCAAAGUGGCUUGCGGCGUCAGUUUCGCUGUUAUUCUCUUCAAUAUUUCCUGCUUGGGAUUUCUUUUCAAUGAAAUUAAUACCUUUUACUAUGACGUCAUCGACACUAUGAACGAUUUUGAGGUUUCCUUUUUUGUGAAUUUUGUCCUUGAAGAAUUCAAAAAUAACAUUUGCAGUUUCACGAGCAAGAAGCCUGGCAGAAGAUGGUCCAGACGACGCGUGCGCCUUCCAACGACCGCUUAUUCUCCUUCGGAAGAUCGAAACGACAGUCGCAGCAGUGCAACUGCGGCCAGCAGAGCCAGAACUGCCCUCAAGGACCUCCCGGACCGCCAGGACUCCCCGGAGAAACUGGCGAAGAAGGCCUUCCGGGCAUGGCCGGGCCUCCUGCUCAGUCUCCGAUAGGCUAUAAAGACGGCUUCGGCCUAGGUUCGAAGUGCUUCGAAUGUCCAGCUCGUCCUGGCCCUCCAGGUCCAGACGGCCUUCCUGGCGCCCCUGGUCCUGACGGCCCUCCUGGCCUCUCCUCUGCCGAGUUCAAUCGCGGACCACCCGGUCCUCCUGGACCUCGCGGAGACGCUGGUUUGCCAGGAUCUAUGGGAGAGAUUGGAAGACAAGGACCGCCUGGGAAGCCUGGAAUUCGAAUGAUCAGAACAGCUGGACCGAUGGGAAUGCCUGGUCCGAUGGGCAUGUCUGGCAUUCCCGGACGUCCUGGAGCUGAUUCGAUGCGAGUUGGAGCUCCUGGUCCGAUGGGAGCUGAGGGAGCUCCCGGCGUCGCUGGAAUGCCAGGAAAAGAUGGAAAACCUGGUAUGCCUGGCCUCGACGGACCGCCAGGAAAUGAUGCUCGUCAGUUUUUUUUUUCGAUAAAUCUUUCUAAACGAAUUCUCUCUUUGCAGAAUACUGUCCUUGUCCGAUGCGCACCGUUGCCGUCGUCUUACAACGUUUCUCGCAACGUCGCUUCUCUAAAGUUGUCUGA